Molecule: messenger RNA, 966 nt
Organism: Malurus melanocephalus (red-backed fairy wren)
Lineage: Eukaryota; Metazoa; Chordata; Aves; Passeriformes; Maluridae
Gene: DYNLRB1
Product: dynein light chain roadblock-type 1
Exons: 4
Coding region: 1-474 (157 amino acids)
Biological process (GO): microtubule-based movement
Cellular component (GO): centrosome; cytoplasmic dynein complex; cytoplasm
Molecular function (GO): dynein intermediate chain binding
Source: RefSeq, a predicted model, not a curated record
AUGCGAGAUCAGCGACCCGCCGAGUCCCCGGCAGCGGCCUCGAGGCUUUGGGGGAGGUUGGGAGCGAUUGGGGCGGUUCGGAGGGAUUUGGGGGUUCGGGGCGGUGUCCCCGGAGCGGCCCCGCCCCGCGUUGGAAGCGCUUCCGGGGCAGCGCCGGGGCCGAGACGGGGCGGCGGCUCGACCAUGGCUGAGGUGGAGGAAACGCUGAAGCGAAUCCAGAGCCAGAAGGGAGUGCAGGGAAUCAUCGUGGUGAAUUCAGAAGGUAUUCCCAUCAAGAGCACCAUAGACAACACCACCACCAUCCAGUACGCCGGCCUGAUGCACAGCUUCAUCUUGAAGGCCAGGAGCACCGUGCGGGACAUCGAUCCCCAGAACGACCUCACAUUCCUGCGAAUCCGCUCCAAGAAAAAUGAAAUCAUGGUUGCCCCAGAUAAAGACUAUUUCCUGAUUGUCAUCCAGAAUCCAACUGAAUGAUUACACCGACUCAGUCUGGUCUUUUCUCUUUGCUCAACUGUUUUAUUUUUUAUUUAAUGGUAAAGAAUAGAGCAUUAGUGUUAACUGUGCUGUGCCUCUUCAGUAACAUUUGGAAGAAGAAAAGCAGGUGGUUUUGUUGUCUACAAACAGAAAAAAAUGGCGCUUUUUGUAUUGCAAAUUGUUUUGAGGGGGAGCUGGUGAGUUGGAAUUGGGCAGUAAAAAAUGCAACAGGAUACUUUCAGUAGUUAGGAAAGUAAUAUAAUAAAAUUUAAUAAUAACCAAAAACCGACUAUUCUUUGUAUGCUUUCAUGUUUCUUUCACCAACUGAGCUCUGCUUUUAGUUUUGAACACUGUUAGUUUUGAAUGGCUGUAAAUAUGACUCUGCCUGUCCUCUAGUUCUGUCUUACUCUGUAGAUUUUACCUCAAAAAAUCUGACCAUAACAAAUUAAAAAGUGUCACAAGUGACUGGCUUUGUCUUAUGUUUUUCUUCUG